Molecule: messenger RNA, 2942 nt
Organism: Leucoraja erinaceus (little skate)
Lineage: Eukaryota; Metazoa; Chordata; Chondrichthyes; Rajiformes; Rajidae
Product: sorting nexin-1-like
Biological process (GO): early endosome to Golgi transport; intracellular protein transport
Cellular component (GO): endosome membrane; endosome
Molecular function (GO): phosphatidylinositol binding
Source: RefSeq, a predicted model, not a curated record
AUGCCGGGGAACAAUAGCACUGUUGAGGGGCGUGACGGCGCUGCUGGCGGCGGCGGCGGGAACAAUAAAGCAUCAUUGAGGGGCGCUGGGCACGAAAUGGCGGCGGAGCGGCGGCGGCCGGAGCUGGAGGGGAACACGGACACGGACACGGACACGGAGACCGGCAGCGCUGGGCUAGAGGGAGAGGACUUCUUCAUCGGCAGCAUCAGUCCUUUAGAUAUGGAUUCCUCAAAGACAUUCAGCAGCAACUCCAAGACAAAUGGAAUACAUUCCGAUGAUGAAGAGCAAGAUAUUUUUGCAGAAGCCACUGUGGAGUUAUCCCUGGAUGGCCUUCCAAAUGACAAGAGCAAGCCGUCCACUACAGGGCCAUCAAUAAAGUCUCCACCCAGCGCUGUUCUGCAAUCCAAGAGCAAAGUCAGUCAAGAGCUGUUUGAAGAAGAAACGGAGGAAGACGAGGAUCAAUUUGAUUUGAAGGUUACAGUGACUGAGCCAGAGAAAGUGGGUGACGGCAUGGGUGCAUAUAUGGCAUAUAAAGUGUCCACGCUGACCAGCUUAACAAUGUUCAAGAGGAGAGACUUCAGUGUAAGGCGAAGAUUUAGUGAUUUUCUAGGACUAUACGACAGACUUUCAGAAAAACAUUCUCAAAAUGGCUUCAUAGUGCCUCCACCUCCCGAGAAGAGUUUAAUAGGAAUGACCAAAGUGAAAGUUGGGAAGGAAGAUUCCUCCUCGGCCGAGUUCCUGGAACGGAGGCGAGCUGCGUUGGAACGAUAUCUACAGAGGAUUGUCAAGCACCCCACGUUAUUACUCGACCCCCACGUCAGGGAGUUCUUGGAAAAAGAUGAGUUGCCGCGGGCAGUAAACACACAGGCUCUGAGUGGGGCCAGCCUGCUUCGCAUGGUCAACAAGGCUGCUGAUGCUGUCAGUAAGAUGACCAUAAAGAUGAAUGAGUCAGACAUAUGGUUUGAAGAGAAGUUUCAGGAGAUUGAGAAUGAAGACUUGCAGUUACGUAAACUCCACGCUGUUGUUGAAACCCUCGUCAACCACAGGAAAGAGCUGGCGGUGAACACGGGUGUGUUUGCGAAGAGUGCAGCCAUGCUGGGCAGCUCGGAGGACCACACGGCCUUGUCCCGCGCGCUGUCACAGCUGGCGGAGGUGGAGGAGAAAAUCGAGCAGCUUUACCAGGAGCAAGCCAACAACGACUUCUUCCUGCUGGCCGAACUGCUCAGUGACUACAUCCGGCUCAUCUCAGCAGUCAGGGGCGUGUUUGACCAGCGUGUGAAGACGUGGCAGCGGUGGCAAGAUGUACAGACUAUGCUGCAGAAAAAACGAGAGAAUGAAGCUCGUCUCAUCUGGGCCAACAAACCAGAGAAGCUGCAACAGGCCAAGGACGAGAUUACAGAGUGGGAGCCCAAAGUUCUGCAGUGUGAGCGAGAGUUUGAGCAGAUCUCCACCAACAUUCGAAAGGAAGUUGCUCGCUUUGAGGUCGAGAGAAUUAAAGACUUCAAAAGCCGGGUUAUUGUGUAUUUAGAAACUCUUCAGAAUUCCCAGCAACAGCUCAUUAAAUACUGGGAAGCCUUUCUACCAGAAGCAAAAGCCAUUGCAUAACAACAGGAGUGGACACUUACUGCAUUUUAUACAUUAUCUCCAGCCUAUGUGAAGCUGCAACCUCACCUAUAAAAGGAACGGCAUCUUCAUGGUUGCAGUUCUUUCUUGCUCUUCAUGUGAUAAACCUUAUAGUAUCUUUAGUUUGCAUAUACUUUCUUAUUUGAUGGGGCAUCAGAUUAGUUGUCCAAGAUGUGAGUUUGGGAGGGGGGAAGGAGGUGGUGAAUGGGGCGUUGUCAGUGUUCACGGCGCCUCUCUCUCCUGAUGACCAGCUCCGCACGCUCCCCACCCUUGCUGAUCUAGCCCGAGAGUUGCCAAGCUGUCUGUCCUGCCUGAUUGCUGCAGCUCUGAGUGUGGCCCCAGAGACCAGAGACCAGUGGCCAGGGCAACCUUCUCCCCCCCUGCUAAAGCAAGGAUCGCCCGUUACCCUGGGAGCUCCAGGCUGCACGGACCCGUCUCCAAAGCCGCCCCAGAUAACCAGCUCAUGAAUCGCAAACCGUCAAACAAAUGCCUCUUUGAUUCUGAUCCUAGGCAUUGGACAGUUACAAUUCUUGUGCUACUGGGUGAAUGAGAUGAAUAUUGCAGUGUCUGAGCUGUGUUCUGGGCAUGGACAAAGAGUUGUCGGAGCUUUGUAAAUGCAAGCUGCAGAUGUUAGUCCCACCCAGCCUGAGAACAGUCGCCCUGUCUGUGUGCCUCUUGUAGAGAUGGUUGAUAAAUGCCAAAGCAAAUAGACUUGCCAUGGCUGCAGUGGGUCCACAAAUAGUUCAACAUCCUGCCUGCGGUGAGUGGGAUUAUUUUGUUUCUACCCUGUGAUGGUGGAAACUCUACAGUUCCCCUGUUUGUAAAAUCUGGUGUUUAAGACAGAGCUUGCUUUCUUUGCAAGUUACCAGAGUGCAUUUUUACUGUGACAUGGGGCAAAGUUAGAAUAGAUGUUGAUAGGGGGAUAUCACACGCAUCCUGGUGAAGUGCCACAUCCAAGCUCCUGCCUCCAUUGUCAUUAGUCCCUCUAGCCACUAACUACACUGUUCAUGUGCCUUGAUGCUGUGACUCAACAAACCAGUAACCUGACAACAAGGGCAGACAAAGAAAGAGGUGGCAAGAUACUAAAGCACUGUUUACAUUCCUUUUGCCACGCACCCUGGCAGGGUUACCUGGUCUUGUAUUCUCUGUUUACAGGUACUGUUGUCCAAGUGCACAGUCAGAAUCUGCACAUUAUGCACUAAAAUCAUUGACUUUUGUUUCAUGUCAUUCCGGAGGAUCCGAGAUCUUCCCUUUGAGUUCUCACUUCCUUGUCUCUUUUUGUCACUUUUACUUUCACAAUAAAUUCAUAAUUUACUGGA